Triticum turgidum subsp. durum (durum wheat) is the source of this 1353-nucleotide messenger RNA. The record is from the annotation of a GenBank genome assembly. Lineage: Eukaryota; Viridiplantae; Streptophyta; Magnoliopsida; Poales; Poaceae.
AUGGGCCAAGGAUAUAUUCGUAACAGUUCAGCCUGUAAAAGUAUUGGAAAGCACGGCCCGGCCCGGAGGAAUCGGCCCAAUAUACACACACCUAGCGACCACGGGCCACCUCUCCUCUCCACAUAUUGGAGCGGAGCCCGAACCGAGCAGAGAGAAACCCCUCUUCCCCUCCGUCCUCCCCUCCCCUUCCGCUCCCAGCUAGGGUUUUGCCCGCCCACCUGCCGUCACCGGACGCCCCUACCCGGCGCAGCCAGCGCGAUGGAGCCCACCUCGUCGUCGGCGGUGGCGAGGCAGACGUGGGAGCUGGAGAACAACAUCCCGGCGGCCGCCUCCGACCCGGACGCCAUGGACGCGAUCUACCGCUACGACGAGGCGGCCAACGCGCGGGCCCACCAGGAGAAGCCCUGGGCCUCCGACCCGCACCACUUCCGCCGCGCCAGGAUCUCCGCCCUCGCGCUCCUCAAGAUGGUCGUCCACGCCCGCGCCGGCGGCACCAUCGAGAUCAUGGGCCUCAUGCAGGGUAAGUUCGAGGGCGACUCCAUCAUCGUCAUGGACGCCUUCGGGCUCCCCGUCGAGGGCACCGAGACCCGGGUCAACGCCCAGGCCGACGCCUACGAGUACAUGGUCGAGUACUCCACCAUCAACAAGCAGGCUGGAAGGUUGGAAAAUGUGGUUGGCUGGUACCACUCACAUCCUGGUUAUGGAUGCUGGCUGUCAGGCAUUGAUGUUUCAACUCAGAUGCUUAAUCAGCAGUUUCAAGAACCAUGGUUGGCUGUUGUGAUAGACCCUACAAGGACUGUUUCUGCUGGUAAAGUGGACAUUGGAGCUUUUAGGACAUACCCAAAAGAUUACAAGCCACCGGAUGAGCCUGUGUCUGAGUAUCAGACCAUACCACUCAACAAGAUAGAAGAUUUUGGUGUUCACUGCAAACAGUACUAUUCUUUGGAUAUAACCUAUUUCAAGUCAUCCCUGGACUCUCACCUCCUUGAUCUACUCUGGAACAAGUACUGGGUCAACACAUUAUCUUCAUCACCACUUCUGGGCAACAGGGAUUAUAUUGCUGGACAAAUCUUUGAUUUAGCUGAUAAACUAGAGCAAGCUGAAGGGCAACUGGCACACAGUCGAUUUGGCAUGCUUAUGCCAUCACAGCGAAAGAAAGAGCAAGAGGAGUCGCCGCUGGCUAAGGUAACCCGGGAUAGCUCCAAAAUUACCGCUGAACAGGUUCAUGGUCUCAUGUCACAGGUCAUCAAGGACAUCCUCUUCAACUCUGUGCACCCGUCAAGCAAAAGCAAGGCAAGCGCAAGCGGAGCCGCCCCAGAUUCACCAGUGCCUGAGCCCAUGGUCGAAGCAUGA